Messenger RNA from Cygnus atratus (black swan), 3836 nucleotides. RefSeq names its product proline rich coiled-coil 1 (gene PRRC1). Gene Ontology annotation, cellular component: cytoplasm. The coding region runs from base 1163 to 2494 and encodes 443 amino acids. The transcript has 9 exons. Gene Ontology annotation, biological process: activation of protein kinase A activity. Lineage: Eukaryota; Metazoa; Chordata; Aves; Anseriformes; Anatidae. The record is from RefSeq and is a predicted model, not a curated record. Gene Ontology annotation, molecular function: protein kinase A regulatory subunit binding.
UGGUUGCCACAGAGUUGGUAGAGGCCAGACUGAGAUCAACAUAACAAAACAAUUCUGAAUGGUUUCCUAAGAAUGGGGAAUGCAAAAUCUUCAUUUACACAAAUCAAUGCACUUGGUGAUCUCAGCAAUGUCACGAUGAAUGCUGAGCAGUUUCUGAUGGGUUUAUACUUAACUUUCAAAUAAUCACAUACCAUGCUGAAAAAUGAUCGGCAUGUCUUCCAUUUAGCUAAAUGAGGGAGUGACUAAAUGGCCUUUUAUUUAGCAACAGCUAAAAUACUGGAAUGUUUCAGCCAAAGACAAGGGUGAAUUCAACUCAAGUGGAUACAGAGUAUUUGGCUUUCUGAGGCAUGGAAGACAGAACACAAAACGCAUCUUGCACACAGGAUACAGUAAUAAAACCGCCAACAAAAAAAAAAAAAGUGAGAAGGCAAGUUCUCAGAGCCUAGUGCAAAGUGAAAAGGCAUCCUCUGAACCAAGAGGAAGGGAACUGACUCUUCGAUCUUAUGAGGAUUUUGCAUAUAGUACUUGUAAGAAAAACUGCGUUUUUCUAUCCACUUUUCCACUUGACAAGCUGAUUCAGACAAAAGGGGGAAUGAUACAGCCAAGGAAUAGAUAAAAUUAGUCCCCCUGACACACAUGGCUGGUUAUCUUUUCAUUACUGAAAUAACAUGGAGCAAAUAAUGAUGGUUCUUGAAAAGUUAAGAAGUUUUUCCUAAGCUUCAUUUGGUUCAAUUGCUCCGAAUUCCUCAGCCAAUUCUCUAUUGCACUGGCACUUUAUAGUUUUAUCAUUAAAGUCACUUCUUUUUUUUACAAACCCUUACUGUACUAGGUUGUUUUACACAAAAGAUUACGUUUUCGUAUUAGUCUGUUGUUUAAGUCUGUCAGUUGAUGAUUCAUUCUGGCAUUUCUGAACUGAGCCGGGUCAGAUCGAUGUUAGUUUACGUUCUGUGGCUGAACACGGAAGUCCAUAACGUAGUAUUGAUAAAAGCGAGCAACGAAGCGUUUCAAAUAUGUAUCUUAACAUCACAUCGUCCAUGUACUUGAAUCAUACAACUGUUCACGGUUGUGUAUGGCCAUCUCCCAGCAAGAAGACAGAAGCCUGUUAAUCUGAACUCCAGGGUGCCCAACGGCAUGCUCAGACUGUUUUCAUAGCUGAAGGAAAAUGAUGGAAGAGAGUGGAAUAGAGACAACUCCACCUGGCACACCCCCACCGAGCACAGUGGGGGCUACUGCUGCCUCUGCUACACCUGUCUCAUUAGCUUUGUCCAGUCCCCUUGCUACACCAAGCAUGUCAUCUUCUCCAGCAUACUCACCACCCAUGCCAGCUGCAGUGUCUCCACUUCCUCCUCCUAUGAUGACUUCGGCUUCUCUUCCAUUUGUACCUUCCGCAGCAGUUUCUACUAUUGCACCACCUUUAGCUCCUGCCCCACCUCCUAUUGCCCCUUCAGCUUUUAGUACCUCCCUGCCCCAGUUCUCUACACCUCCUCCAUUAAGCUCUACAGCUGGCUCUAGUCUUUCUGCACCUCCCACUGGUCCACCUAUUUCAGGAUUUUCCAUGUCUUCAACCUAUGACAUUACCAGAGGUCAUGCUGGUCGAGCACCACAGAGCCCACUGAUGCCAUCAUUUUCUGCACCUCCGGUCACAGGUGUUUUGGCAGAUCCUAUUACUCAACAAGCAUCUUUCUCAUCCCCUUUGGCUUCUGGAACUGGAAGUGGUUCUGCAAUCACUUUUCCUGAGGAACAUGAAGACCCCAGAGUGUCUACUACUCAGGGUGGAGCACCUGCUGGAGGACUGUGGGGGUUUAUAAAGGGUGUAGCUGAGAAUCCCAUGGUGAAGUCUGUUCUUGAUAAAACCAAACAUUCAGUGGAGUCCAUGAUCACAACACUGGAUCCUGGGAUGGUUCCAUAUAUCAAAACUGGUGGAGAACUGGACAUUGUGGUUACUUCUAAUAAAGAAGUGAAAGUUGCAGCAAUUAGAGAUGCUUUUCAAGAAGUCUUUGGAAUGGCUGUUGUUACUGGAGAGGCUGCACAGUCUAACAUCGCACCCCAACCUGUGGGCUAUGCUGCAGGUUUAAAAGGAGCCCAAGAAAGGAUAGACAGCUUGCGUCGGACAGGAGUAAUACAUGAAAAACAACCUGCUGUGUCAGUGGAAAACUUCAUUGAGGAGUUGCUUCCUGACAAGUGGUUCGACAUUGGAUGUUUAAUUAUUGAAGAUCCAGUUCAUGGAAUUCAUCUGGAAGCUUUUACCCAAGCAACACCAGUGCCUUUACAAUAUGUUCAGCAGGCUAAGAGUCUCACUCCUCAGGACUACAAUCUGAGAUGGUCAGGCCUGUUGGUGACAGUGGGCGAAGUGCUUGAGAAGAAUAUACUGAAUGUCAACAGGACUGAUUGGCACAUGGUAUUCACUGGCAUGUCCCGUCGACAGAUGAUCUACAGCGCGGCCAAGGCUCUAGCAGGAAUGUACAAACAACAUCUACCACCCAGGACCGUUUGAAAAAAGGCUGAUCCAUGACACUAAGGAAUACUGGCUUUGUUUCUGGUGAAAACUACAUAUUCUAAUUCUCAGUGGGGAUACAGCACAGAUUUCUAAUCUACCUGUAAACUGUAUUUUACUUUUUAAGACGUGGAGGUAGUUUCCAAUAGUGGAAAUGAGCAAUUCCAAUUUUUAAUAACCAUGGGAUUUCCAAUAUGAUUCAUAAAAGAGGAAAUCAGAACAAACAGAUAUAUUUAUAAAUAAGACAAAUAACAUCACAGUUUAUAAAUUGGAAUGUGCUAUUACUUGACACCUUCAUAGGCAUUUCUGAAAUGUUUAAUAUUUCAGUUACUCAAUGUACUUUUUUAAAGAUGGGGAUCAUUGUUUAGCUACUUCUAUUACAUUAGUAAUAUAAACAUGUUGACAGCAUAAUAUGUAUGUUAUAUGUGCAUUUCAAUCUAGAGAGACAACUUCUGUAUUAGAUGUUUUGUUGGGGCCUGUGCUUAAGUGGUAUUUUACACAUCAGAGGUUUGGUGUAAGUUUGUUCGUUCUCAGGACUGAUGCUGAGUAGUUUUUUUAACAUGUAACAGUGAACUGCUGAAGAACAGCACAAAUCCAUGCCCAGUUAAUUUGAGUCUGGGCUAAAUAAUUCUUGAAAUCUCAUUUUCCAAGCUGUAUCUUUUUUAUGUAUAGCUUCUCUGUAGCAGAGAUGAAAUCAUCUCCAGUUAAAACACACAGCAGAUUUCAAGUUGCUUCAGUGGCUUUUAGAUCAGGUAGCACAUACACAUGAAAUUAUCUCAGCAUUGCAUUUCAACAUCAUUUACUACAGUAUUUCCAAACCACACAUUUUAUAUGGAAUUAGUAUAAUUUCUUCUAUCAAGUUAUGGUUGUCAGCAAUUGGAUGUGGAAAAUAGUGAGAUGUAUAUCACUUGCUUUGCUAUUCUGCAUUUUCUAAACAUUUAUAAGUCUUAAAUGCCGUCUUGAUGUCAUGGGCUCACUGUUUCUCAUAUAAGUUUUUAGUCUUCUCUGAUUUUUUUCAUGGCUUCAUUCCUUCUAUCUAUGCUCACACAAUCGUAAAUCUUUAUGCAGAAAUAUGGAAGUAAUUGUGAAAAGAAUAUUUUGGUAAUAAUACUUUUUUUAAGAACAAAGAAUAAACAAUUACUUUUUGUUUGCCUUAAACAGUUUUUCAGCUUGUAUUCUUUUGCUUUUACCUUUCUUGAUGCUUUCAAAGGACAUUUUUAUAUGCAAUACUGUUAAGCCAGUUCGUAUUUGUACCCAGUGAAAGCCUGUCUAUUUCCAAGUAAUAUAUUUUGCCUUAAUUGGCUUACUCUGUAAUUUAGUUGAAUAAAUGUUUUUCCUCAAA